UUCCUUUAAGAGACUUAAGUUUAUAACGGAGCACAGGAAUGUAGAGAAUCCAUCUCUAGCGUCUCUCAGAAUCAUAUGACUGAAAUAUUGUUCGCUGGACUCCUGAACGCGCUUCAUUGACUUAUUAGAGAAUAAACUUUCGAAACUAUCGCCUUGUGAUGAUGACAUAUACUGGAAACACGCGCCAGAUGCAUAUAAAUCAAAUCUAUUACGAAAUACCCUUUGUUGUCGGAUAGGAUCAAAUCAAAUCUACCGUGCAAACCAGAAACUCUGUUUCUAUCCUCAUCUGGUUUUACUCUGGUUUCCUCGCGGGGGAGGAGCAGCAUCAUUUACCACAGAACCACGUCACUCUGUCAAACUUGCAGUUUUUUUUUUAUGAAAAGUUGAGCCAGCGAGACUCGAGCCCCUACUUUUUUCUUCCUGGAGGAUAUCUGGGUCGGUGGGGAGAGAUGCAGACGGGAUUUAGAUUAAAUUUGACCCCCGUUAAAGAGCCUUUGGGUUUUGUGAAAGUCGUGGAGUGGCUCAUGGCUGUGCUUGCAUUCGGGACCUGUGGAGGAUAUAAUGGCAGAAAUGUGGUUUCCAUAUUCUGUGGUGGAAGCAUCAAUGAAACUCUCAGUGCCACUUUCACCUACCCAUUCAGGUUAAACCAGGAGCUGCUGGUGGAGAACAACACCACUCUUUGCAAUCGCACAGUUCCUGCAACCCAUCUCGUAGGAGACUCCUCGUCCUCGGUGGAGUUUUUCGUGGCUGUGGCCGUCUUGGCUUUUCUCUAUUCAAUGGUGGCUCUGCUGGUCUAUCUGGGCUACAUGCAUGUGUACAGAGACUCAGACUUCGGCCCUAUGUUUGAUUUUGUGCUGACAGCAGUCUUUGCGUUCCUGUGGCUGGUGUGCUCGUCUGCAUGGGCUCGAGGUCUGCAGACGGUGAAGGACGCCACCAGUACGGCUGGCAUUGAAUCCACUCUGGCGCUCUGUACUGACAGAGAUGUCAAAUGUGAAGUCACUGAUUACGCCAGCAUGCGCUCGCUCAAUAUAUCUGUGAUAUUUGGUUUCUUGAAUCUCAUCAUAUGGGUUGGGAAUGCCUGGUUUGUGUAUAAGGAGACGCGCUGGCACUCUCAGAAGGUCAACGCUCAACAAGCGGCAGGACGGGGUCCAAAUCCAGCACCCAUCUAAACAAUUACCCCACAGCAUAACAAUGCCCACCGUAGCCUUUAUGAAAAACACACAGUAACAGUUUAUGCUUUAUGCAGUUUGUCCGUAAGAUCAAUAAUCAUAUGACUGUCGUGUUAAUUUGUGACAUUGCUCUCUUCUCCUUUUCUGUUUUAAUAUCUUUUGAUUUCUUGUGUACUUGGAAGAAAAUCUUUUUUUUUUUUACCUUGGUUAUAUUUUAUUAGCAUGCUUUUUUGAAUUUUUAAUGGAAAUGCAACAUGUUUUGAAUGUACUAUUACAAUAUAUUUUACUUUUAUGAUCUAUUUUUUGUCCAAUCAAGUAUAAAAAUCUUGAAAACAAUUGUUUAGUCAACCUCUGUAUGUUUAAGUGUUACACAGCAUCAUUUCUGUGUAUUUUUGCAUUUAAAAAUAGCAGUUUCUACUUUCUUACCAAAUUUGGCCGUUUUUAUGCAGUAUUAAGCUGCAGCCGCAUUUUUAAUGGUGCUGGAGUUUUGUUUAGGAAGGUGUUCUCUCUUUUCUUGUUCGUUCUUCUGUUUCUUUAGGGAAGCAUUGUUCUCCUGCCACUGAAAUGUCAUUUUUUUGAUGAAUAAAUCUGACUGUGAAAUGCACGUGGUAGUGUUUGUAUACAUGCAGGACUUUGUGCUUCUGUGCGAUUUCUUACCCAAAUAAAUGCUGGCUUCCUUCUGGUAUAAUGGCGCUUU
This is a messenger RNA of Onychostoma macrolepis, 1866 nucleotides long. It is a transcript of the gene sypl1, whose product is annotated as synaptophysin-like 1. The coding region runs from base 450 to 1169 and encodes 239 amino acids. NCBI's taxonomy places the organism in Eukaryota, Metazoa, Chordata, Actinopteri, Cypriniformes, Cyprinidae. Gene Ontology annotation, cellular component: synaptic vesicle membrane; synaptic vesicle. The record is from RefSeq and is a predicted model, not a curated record. The transcript has 5 exons.